This is a messenger RNA of Necator americanus (New World hookworm), 3660 nucleotides long. RefSeq lists its product as uncharacterized. Gene Ontology annotation, biological process: mitotic chromosome condensation. Bases 1 to 3660 code for a protein of 1219 amino acids. Gene Ontology annotation, cellular component: condensed chromosome; condensin complex. The transcript is spliced from 33 exons. Lineage: Eukaryota; Metazoa; Nematoda; Chromadorea; Rhabditida; Ancylostomatidae. The record is from RefSeq and is a predicted model, not a curated record.
AUGGCCUCUUUCGAGUCCAGCGACAGCUUUGAGGAUAUCGUUGUAAUGGAUUGCGCAAAAAGUGCUGAUGAGGAUAAGACUGAUGAAGCCAUCCCAAUGGAAAUUGCUCCACACGAAGUCGCUUCUUUGGGAGAUGAUAGCUUCGAAGAUAUGAUAAUUGAGAAACCUGUAGAAGAGCAACAUCAGGUCAGUGAAAAGGAUGUUUGUAAGCCUAGGACUGUAUCUGGAUCCUGUGAACUUGGAGAAAGCUUCUGCAACAUUUCUCCUAUUUCCAGUUUUAAUGAGAUGGUUUCGGUUCCUCCGUAUGAUAGCGCUGACCACCUAAAUGAGAAUACCGAGUCCAACAUACGUCAAAGUGAAACAAUUUCGCAAGAUCAAUGUAUGACUGAAGAAGGCAGCUUUAAUGAGACUGUUUGGAAUCCAGCAAACGGUUAUGGGUUCAAUAUCACUCAAGAAGAGAUUCUCCAGUAUGAUCACCACAUUUCCAGUUUUGACGAGGAUGUGUUACCUAUUCGAAAUAAAACUUCGGUCGCGCAUUUGCUGGAAUCCCAACCCUAUAAUGUAAUCCAAGUGUCCUCGUGUUCUGGUGCUGGAAAUGAGGAAAUCCUAGAUGUAUUUACUCCUAAUGUGUCAGUGAUGGAAUCCGAAGAAGUCACAGAGGAAAUUGAUAUAGAACGUUUGCGUGCUCACCUCACAUCAGUACAUACAAAUAGAACGUUUGAUGAACAAUGUGUUAAUGAUGUUGUCUCGAUAAUUAUAAGGAAUCGCAACACUGCAUGUUUAUUGCUUUGUGAUGGACUUUGUUGCAUCAUGACUGCUACACACGACAUCGAGUAUUCAACACUGCUGCCGUUGUUUCAGUUUGUGUCAAAGGUCAUCCUUUAUUCCCAUUCUUCUGAAACUGAUAAACCACUCUCCUCAGUUUGUGAAGUUAUUGAAUUGGCUAAGCACAGUUCCGGAGAGAAGACACGAUCGCGGUGUUGUUUUCUUCUGCAGUGCAUUUUAUACGCUGAUGCUGAGCUCCGGGAACAGCAGGAGCUAGAAGUUGUAGAUGACGGGAUAACAGUACAAGACCAAGGGCUACCUUUCAAUUUAUUGAAACAAUGGGGUCUAAUACUUGCACAGAGGCGGCGUGAUAAGGCUGUUGCUGUUCGUGCAGCAGCUAUUCGGGCGAUAUCUCAGUUGCCUUUGAGGGAGGAACCUUAUACGGACGAUGACAAUAAGGAGUUUUUUCCAAAUGAUUUAGUAUUCGAUUCCCUGCAUGACUCAGCAGUUGAAGUACGUCAAGCAGCUGUGCAAUCACUAGUACUGCGUACUUUCGAUGAUGUUGGUUCCUGCAUUGCCUUUAUUGAGGAAGAAGAGGAUUCUGAUGUACGAAAAUUGCUUGUUGAGCACUUGAUUAGGUCGACCCAUAUCAGGUCGUUCACCACGGAUGCUCGAAUACGACUUCUUCGUCUUAUGCUAAACGACGAAAAUUCUGUCAUCCGUCUUAUGGUGCCACAGUUGCUGGUUCCAAAGUGGCUUGAAAAUUGUCACGAAGGAAUAGAUAAUCUGGAAGAUCUGCUGCAGUACAUUGAUCCACUAUAUGAUGAGGAUGUAACUAAGAAAGUGGUUACCUUCGCAAUAUCUCAUCAUAUGGAGCUUGUCGUACAAGUGAAAGAUGACGGUGAAGGAUAUUUGAAGUAUCUUUUGACAAUGCCUGCACAAUGUCGUGAUGAACUUGCAAUUCUUCACGCGCAUUCACUUCCGGGAGAGCUGAAGCGUCUUUCUGGAAAAAAUAUCUACUUACGCUUAUUUUUCCACCGUUGUCUUACUGAGCAUUUGUGUUCUUUGUAUGGAAAGCCUGAGCAAUUUGCCAUUCUCGACAAAGUGCAGCACAAACUCCUACCUACUCUGUAUGAUCUUGCUGAAAUGACUGGAAAUUUUGCUCUGGACUCUUUAAAAAACGAUGAAGAACUUGCUUUGAAUGAGUUCAGUAUUCGACAGUUAUGCUAUAUGUUGAGGAUCAUCGAUAAGACAUGCAAUGUUGGAAGGGAAUCGUUGCGUCGAAUGUUAUACCAAAUUGCUGGACAUCCGGAAAUCCGUCCCAGUCCAGCUCUCGUCGAUUUUGCCAUGCGGGAAGUGCUAUUACAACUGGAUCAUCCUAAUGGCUGUUAUGAGGAUACGCUAGCUUGGGCACGGGAUGCGGCUGCACAUUUUCUCCGAGGCGAAGUGACGAAGGAGAGUUCGCAGAAUGAAGAUGGAGGAGAAAUUCUUUCUUCGCUCCUAAGGAUACGCAUAAUUGGUCUUGCAAGUUGCCUUGACGAACACAUCAUGACAGACCAUCUGUCCGUGCUGCGACACGUGCUGGAGAGUGAUGUUUGUGAAGUUAAAGAUUCUGCGCUCUCUGCCUUGGCAGAUAUCGUAUGUGUCUAUGGAUUCAAAGAGAUAGCUAAGCUAAUGUUCGGGACUGAACAUCACCCUAACGGAUCUCAAGAUGAAAGAAAUCCGCCUGCAAAGGAAGAAUAUUCGAACUUGCUAGCGAAGCUUUUUGAAGAAACACUUGACAAAGUAGUAUUUACUUGUCUUCGAAUCUUGUACGCAACGUCGGUGAAUUGGCCCGCAAUGUUGGGACGACUGCUACUGAGAAUAGUCGAAUCGGAGAGUCUAGAGCUUGAGAAAGUAGUGUUUGCUUUCCUGGAUUCCUUUACUAAGCAAAGAAAAAUCGGCAGUGUGCAACUUGUGAUGGCAUAUUUAUGGUGUGUGGCAAAAGUCCAAGAAGAAGAAUCAGCAAAUAAAACGACUCUCAUACGUAACUUAUAUUCAUACGUUCGCGGAUUCCUAAGGAAGAUUUCGGAUUCCCGCCGCAAAAGGUGCCGCUCCAAAACAAGAAAAGAGGAGUGCAGUGAGAAGGAGAGGACGACAGAGAUAUUCCCUUCAAUGUUGUUGUGUCGAGGCAUAUUGAAUUCCAUGCUGUCGGACCUUUGGGGUCCGUCAGCCCGAUCAUUGGCGCAGAUAUUGACUUCAACUUACAUCCAGGACGUCGACACACCGUCUCUGCUCGCACUACAUUCACAUGUGAGCAUUGUACUAGAGGUAAUAGAAAAAGAGGGAUUGGUAAGGCUGGCAAACCCUAUACGACGUUUCACUGGUAGUUUAGAGAAUCUAAUGAGAAGAAGAAAUUGCAAAUUUGAUCAAAAAAUUUUCGAGAAGAAAUUAAAACGAGAGAUUUCCGAAGAUUGGGAUCCGAACUGGUCGGUGAAGUUUUCGCCAAAGACUCCAAAAACGCCAAAACGCGUUAGAUCAAUUAAGCGUGAGCCGAACUCCCAGCUGCAAACCCCAAAUCAGACAGAUUCGCUUACGGUUCCAUCUGAAUCGUCGGUGCAAAUGAUUGCGAGCGUGAAGAAGUCGCUUUCUCAACUUCAGCACGAAAUCGAGCGUCCUGAUUGUGUAAUUGUCAUUGAGAGUGACGAAGGUGAUUCUGAUUCUGUACGCCUACAAGAAUCUCCUAAAAGGCUGCAAUCAACACCUUCAACGAAGAAUACGCUGCCUGUUCAGAAAUCUCGAUCCAUCAACAGGUCUUCAUCGACAAAUACGCCAGGACAGCGGCGAAUCACAGAAAAAACUCCCAAAAGAAGAGUUAAGCAGGCCAAUGUUGUUGUUGUGGAACUUAAUGACUAA